This is a messenger RNA of Aspergillus ochraceoroseus IBT 24754, 588 nucleotides long. RefSeq lists its product as uncharacterized. The record is from RefSeq and is a predicted model, not a curated record. The coding region runs from base 310 to 588 and encodes 92 amino acids. The transcript has 2 exons. Lineage: Eukaryota; Fungi; Ascomycota; Eurotiomycetes; Eurotiales; Aspergillaceae.
GGGACGUAAUGCUAAGUAGUUAGCCUGGUGAAUAAUGUGGGAAUCUCGGUGGAAGCUGGCGAUCCAUGACCGCUACAUAUGACCCCGGACGAAACCUUGGACGUAACCAUGCGAGUCCAUAGUCAAAUAUUUCAGCUGACACGUACAUGUCUAUAGCGAGCGGUGAAUAGCUGUAGGCUGUAGCGCAACUCAACUUUCCCAGUAAUACGCAAGUUCUGCUCGGGCAAAGUCCGAAGGUCUCUCGGUUUAGUCGUCAAGCGCAAAGAAAGCAUAGGUUGAAGCGAAUUGCCGCUCUGGUUUGCAUUGAGAAUGACUUGUUCCUUCACCAUUAUCUCAGCCUUCUGUCAAAUGUUAGCCUUCGCGGUCAGUUUCAUUGAUGAGGUUACUCGUUUCCUGAAGCGGACGCGAGAGAGAGCUCUCAAAAGUACUCAAGAAAUCGACGUCCUUAACCCCGUAGUUUUAAAUGUCGGAUCGAUGGAUGGCAAGGCUCUGCUUCCACCGGCCCAGCUCCAAUUUCGGCGUCCGAAAUCUGACGCAGCUGUCACCGUUGCGUGCUGGGAAUUUGCCAACACAUGGAGAAGUACCUAG